UCAAACGUUAACACAAGCGUUUCGGCCAAACUAAAACCAAAAAAAAAUUAAAGAAGAAGAAAGCUAGCGACGGUGUGUUUAUCGCAUUUGCAACGGUUACGAAUUAAGAGAAAGUGUCGUGUGGUGUUGAGAAAAGAAAAACAAAAUUUUAUAUCCCCCCGAAAAAAAAACAUUGAACAGAAAAAAGGACUAUAACGAACAAAUUGUUAAAGUAAACGAAACACCAAAAACAAAAAAAUAGAAAAACAAAUAAAAACCUAAAUUAAAAAAAAAAAAACAAACACAAAGAAAAUGGCUCACAAAUUUGUAAUAAUCAGUGUAGUGUGUUUAGUCUCACUAGCAGCUGCCCUACCCGCCGAAGAAACACGUGGCCAUGCCCGCAAUGCAGUUGGCUCCGACAACGACAUCGUGGAUAGUAUUUACAACGAUUGUCUGCGCAAGGAUUCAGUGUCAUGUGUCAAGUAUAAGUUAUUCAACUUUGUGGACAAAGUGUUGGGAGCACGCGAUCAAUUCGCCUUGACCGAAGGUGUUACCGUGGUGCGUUCGCCUGAUGCUCCCGCCCAAGAUGCGGCCCGUUCCAUAUCGGGCAAUGAGUCGUUCGAAUCUUUGGCCAUGAAUCGCAUUGCCAGUUUCUUGAAUACCCAUACCAUUAAGGUGGAAUUGAAUGGAGCCGAUAUUGUGAAUGCUGUAAGCUCGACCGGUCGCGCCUUGGAAGAUGUAUCCGAAUCGUUGUUUGGCUCCGAUGAUCCCAACGCACCCGAAGAAAGUCGCGGCAAGAAGAAGAAGGCUGCCAAAAUCUUGGGCCCCAUCAUUGCCUUGAUUGCCUUGAAGGCUGCGGCCUUGUUGCCCCUACUGUUGGGAGCCAUUGCCCUGAUUGCCGGCAAGGCCUUGUUGAUUGGUAAAAUUGCUUUGGUCCUUUCCGCUGUUAUUGGAUUGAAGAAAUUGUUGUCGCAAGAGAAGCAUGUGACCUAUGAGGUUGUGGCCCAUCCCCAUCACAGUGCCAGCCAUUCGGUAAGCCAUGACUCCUAUGGCAGUGGCUACAGUGCUGAUGUCGGCUCCUCGGGCUCCUAUGGCAGCUCUGGCCAUGGCGGUUGGGGACGUUCUUUGGAUGCCCAAGAUUUGGCCUACACAGCACAAAAGCCCAAGGCUUAAAUCAGGAUUUUGAAAAAUUAAAACAAUUUUGAAAACCCAACGACUUACAACAACGACGAAGAUGAUGAUGAUGAUGAUGAUGACGAGAUGAUAACGAAACAUUGUUUACAAUGACCCUACAAUGAUGCGUGACGAGAAGAGAAAGUUUUGCCUUCAUAUACCUAUACCACAGCUAGGUAAUGUUGGUGGAGGAGUAGCAACGAAAAGGAAGAAAAACGACAAUUGUGAAUUGACAAACAGAAAAUGCCUUAAUGGGCAAAUUAGCUGAGGAAUUGCAGUGUAACAGUUUUUCAGAGUCUUUGCCUUGGGACAUUUUGGUUUUCAAUUCACUUUUGAUUAGAAGUGUUUGGGCUACAUGGCCCCCCAGCCUUACCAUACACACACUCACACAAAUGCAUUCAAAGCAGACCAUAAGAAACUAGACUUUUUUGCCUUAAGUAUGAGAAAGAAAAAAAACAAAACAAAGCAAAACAACAAAA
Messenger RNA from Stomoxys calcitrans (stable fly), 1631 nucleotides. RefSeq lists its product as uncharacterized. The record is from RefSeq and is a predicted model, not a curated record. NCBI's taxonomy places the organism in Eukaryota, Metazoa, Arthropoda, Insecta, Diptera, Muscidae. Bases 292 to 1152 code for a protein of 286 amino acids. The transcript has a single exon.